AUGAGUAUAAAGGCAUCGAGAACGACAGGCAAGCUUUCAGCACGACAACAAAACACAAUCAACAGUCAAUCCUGCUUGUAUUGUACGUUAACGAUAGUCAUUAAGAUACACGCUUAUUUCCAAUGUGAAGACAUCAGUUUUAUCUUACAAAAAUCUGUAAUACCAUCAUAUUUCAUUUUACAUCCUGCCACUUGUUCUCAAGACAAUAUCUCUAAUGUUUCAGUUGACCCUGAGACCCUAACUUGA
Molecule: messenger RNA, 246 nt
Organism: Adineta ricciae
Lineage: Eukaryota; Metazoa; Rotifera; Eurotatoria; Adinetida; Adinetidae
Source: the annotation of a GenBank genome assembly